AUGUCAGAGGUUGAGCGCGAAGAGUCCAUGGAUAUCGAUGAGGAACAAGAUCUCACCAAGAUCAAACUGCUGCCUGGAUCUACCAAAGACGGUUCAGCUGCGUCAUUCCAGAUCUCAGACGAAGACCACACGCUGGGCAAUGCCCUCAGAUAUAUCAUUAUGAAGAACCCCGACGUGGAAUUUUGUGGAUACUCGAUACCACAUCCCUCGGAGGCUAAGCUGAAUCUGCGUAUCCAGACAUAUGGCGAGUCUACUGCUAUAGAGGCACUCCAUAAAGGUUUGGCUGAUUUGUCUGAUUUGUGCACGCAUGUCGAGGAGACUUUUGCUGGUGCCGUUUCAGAGGGAAACUACUCGAAUGAAGCUUGA
Molecule: messenger RNA, 366 nt
Organism: Kuraishia capsulata CBS 1993
Lineage: Eukaryota; Fungi; Ascomycota; Pichiomycetes; Pichiales; Pichiaceae
Exons: 1
Coding region: 1-366 (121 amino acids)
Biological process (GO): DNA-templated transcription
Cellular component (GO): RNA polymerase I complex; RNA polymerase III complex
Molecular function (GO): DNA binding; protein dimerization activity; DNA-directed RNA polymerase activity
Source: RefSeq, a predicted model, not a curated record